This is a messenger RNA of Fulmarus glacialis (Northern fulmar), 1212 nucleotides long. It is a transcript of the gene KLF15, whose product is annotated as Kruppel-like factor 15. Gene Ontology annotation, molecular function: RNA polymerase II cis-regulatory region sequence-specific DNA binding; DNA-binding transcription factor activity, RNA polymerase II-specific. The coding region runs from base 1 to 1212 and encodes 403 amino acids. The record is from RefSeq and is a predicted model, not a curated record. Gene Ontology annotation, biological process: regulation of transcription by RNA polymerase II. The transcript is spliced from 2 exons. NCBI's taxonomy places the organism in Eukaryota, Metazoa, Chordata, Aves, Procellariiformes, Procellariidae.
AUGGUGGAUCACUUGCUGCCUACUGAUGAAUCCUUUUCAUCUACAAGAUCUUCUCUCGGAUACUUUGGGGACAUGACAGCAGGGGUGAGGUCCUACCAAAUGCUGCCCUCUCCCCUGUCGGAAGAUGACAGCGACUCGUCCAGCUUUUGUUCUUGUUCCAGCCCUGACUCCCAGGUUCUCAGCUCCAGCUAUGGAAGCACGUCCAGUGCAGAAAGUCAGGACAGUAUCUUAGACUACUUGUUGUCCCAGGCAUCUUUGGGGAACACCGCUGCAUCAUGGUGGGACAAAAGGAGACUUCAGCCGAUGGUGAAAGAGGAGUACUUUAGGUUGCCUGAAUUUGCCGUGGAUAUGGAAGACUCAGGACCAUUUCAGCCCACGCUUGAGGAAAUUGAGGAAUUUCUGGAGGAGAACAUGGAGUUGGAGCUCAAAGAAAGACCUAAAAGUGAGACCAAGGACUUGAGAGCUUGCAGCCAAGUUUCUGUUGCUUCGCUACAGCAAAAAGACCAUAUGUUACCCAGCGCUAGUUUAAAAGAGAGUAAAAAUGAACAGUUGAGCAGCUCAACGGAAGGUGGCCAGGCUUCAAAUGGAGGAAUGUCCCUGGAGAAUGGGAUACCGGUUAUGCUCCAAAUUCAGCCUGUACAGAUCAAACAGGAGUCCAACACGAGCCCCAGUUCCCAAGGACCAGCACAAGAGAACAUUAAAAUUGCACAGCUCCUAGUCAACAUCCAAGGACAGACAUUUGCCCUUGUGCCUCAGAUAGUUCAGUCGUCCAAUUUGAACUUGUCCUCUAAAUUUGUCCGCAUUGCUCCCGUCCCCAUCGCCGCCAAGCCAAUUGGGCCAGGAGGCAUGAUCCAGGGUCAGACGGGAAUCAUCAUGGGUCAGAAAUUUCAAAAGAACCCUGCAGCAGAACUCAUUAAAAUGCACAAAUGUUCUUUUCCUGGUUGUACCAAGAUGUACACGAAAAGCAGCCAUUUGAAAGCCCACCUGAGGAGGCAUACAGGAGAAAAGCCUUUUGCAUGCACGUGGCCGGGUUGCGGAUGGAGGUUCUCCAGGUCAGAUGAGCUGUCCCGGCACAGGCGGUCCCACUCGGGGGUGAAACCCUAUCAGUGUCCCGUCUGCGAGAAGAAGUUUGCUCGAAGCGACCACUUGUCCAAACAUGUCAAGGUGCAUCGGUUCCCACGAAGCAACCGCUCCGUCCGCUCCGUGAACUGA